CUCUUGAUUCCUUCUCUCUCUCUCUCUCUCAAGUCGGAGGGCAUCCCCCCACCCUUAAAUACCAAGCUUUUGCCUUUGUUCCAGCUUGCAAGAAGUUACCAUGCAUCUCUGUGUGUUCUUUAUCUCCUUAUAAUUAGCUUUUUCUUUUCUUUUCUUUUCUUUUCUUGUUUUUCUCUCUCUAAAACCCCUCUUUCUUUCUCUCUCUAAAACCCCCUACUUUAUUAUAUAUAUAUAUUCUCCCUCGAACUCGCCCCUAAAAGGAAGACUAUCCUCCCCUUCCUUGAUCCUCCUUGUGUUCACAAACACCACCACUUCCCUUUCUCUCUUUUCUUGCUCCUCUUUGUUAAUUUUCUCAUAUAUACCACCCUAUAGCUAUUCCUCCUCCUAUAUCAAAAUUUGUCAUCAUAAGAUUGUUGAAUAAAUUAAUUAAUUAAAUUUGUUACUAUUAUAUAUAUACAAGAUAUAUACACCAAAAUGAUGGCAUCCCCUUCGGAACUAAGCCUCGAUUGCAAGCCCCAUGGCUGUUCUAUGCUGCUAAAAUCUUUUGGAGACCAGGGUGACCAGACCCAGAAGCUCCAAGACUUCCUUGCUCGUCUCGAGGAAGAACGUCUCAAGAUCGAUGCUUUCAAGCGUGAGCUUCCACUCUGCAUGCAACUUCUCACCAAUGCCGUGGAGGCUUCAAGGCAGCAACUACAGAGCUACCAGGCAAUUAAUCAUGGUGCACAACCAGUUCUUGAAGAGUUCAUGCCCCUUAAGCAGCAUUCAAGCUCCGAAGAAGGCUCGGAUCAUAAGGAAUCGAACAUGUGUGAUAAGGCGAAUUGGAUGACAUCUGCACAACUAUGGAGCCAAGCAAGUGAUCCUCAUCGUCAUGCAACCAAACAACAAUCCUCCAUAAUAACAUCUCCUAAAGAAACCGAUCAAAUCGGCUUCAGUGUCAGUCCCAAGCUAGACUUAGACAACAAACAGAGGAGAGGAGGUGCUUUCCUUCCCUUCUUAAAAGAACGAAACUCCUCAUGUCCGACCCCAACAUUACAAGCUCUACCGGAUUUGGCUCUCGCUUCACCGGACAAAGAAAUGGAUAAUAAGAAAUUAUCUGAAGCUGAAACUGGAGGGUCUGGCGCGGCAAUCCAGCAACGAAAUUCAGAAGCCCAAAUAACCACUACCGCUACUACUACUACUACUCAAACUCAGAGGAAGGCAAGAAGGUGUUGGUCACCAGAAUUACACCGAAGAUUUGUGAAUGCUCUCAAUAUGCUAGGUGGUUCUCAAGUGGCCACACCAAAACAAAUCAGGGAGCUAAUGAAGGUUGACGGUUUGACCAACGAUGAAGUUAAAAGCCAUCUGCAGAAAUACAGACUGCACACCAGAAGACCAAGUUCGAGUCCACAGGCUGCAGGAACCCCAACGCCUCGGCUGGUGGUCUUAGGGGGCAUAUGGGUCCCACCGGAGUACACCACGGCAGCUCAUGGUGGCACACCAGCCCUCUACGGCUCACACCAGACCACCCACGCCUCCCAGCACUACUGUCCACAACCAGCUCCCCAAGAAUUCUAUCCUUCCCCACCACAGGCACACCACCAAUUGCACCAGCUCAGCCUCCACCACCAGUUUGACAUGUAUAAGGCGUCGUCAGCCAACCACAGCUCGCCGGAAUCUGAUGUCAGGGAUGCCGAGAACGGAUCCCGGAGCAGAGAUGAGAGCAAGUCAGAGAGCAGUAGCUGGAAAGGCGAUAGCGCCAGCAGCGAGAAUGGUGGAGAGAGAAUAGGGUUGGCAACGCUGGGAGGUAAAUGAAAGUGAGAUUGAUCACUCUCAAGUUCUAAC
Molecule: messenger RNA, 1821 nt
Organism: Cornus florida
Lineage: Eukaryota; Viridiplantae; Streptophyta; Magnoliopsida; Cornales; Cornaceae
Product: myb family transcription factor EFM-like
Exons: 4
Coding region: 475-1791 (438 amino acids)
Biological process (GO): regulation of DNA-templated transcription
Molecular function (GO): DNA-binding transcription factor activity; DNA binding
Source: RefSeq, a predicted model, not a curated record